Molecule: messenger RNA, 504 nt
Organism: Syngnathus acus (greater pipefish)
Lineage: Eukaryota; Metazoa; Chordata; Actinopteri; Syngnathiformes; Syngnathidae
Gene: micos10
Product: mitochondrial contact site and cristae organizing system subunit 10
Exons: 4
Coding region: 83-313 (76 amino acids)
Cellular component (GO): mitochondrion; MICOS complex; mitochondrial inner membrane
Source: RefSeq, a predicted model, not a curated record
AUUUUUUUUACUCAUUAUUUCCGAUGGCAAUUGAAAGCACCACGAGUCAGCUUUUGACACUAGGAGCCUGCUUCAAGCUAAAAUGCUCAGCAUGUCUGAGAAGGAGCUGGGGAAAAAGUGGGACCGAUGCCUUGCGGAUGGUGUCAUAAAGCUUGGCACAGGUCUGAGCUUGGGAAUUGUGUUUUCUGUCAUCUUCUUCAAAAGGCAUACAUGGCCUAUUACGCUUGGCUCGGGGAUGGGCCUUGGCAUGGCAUAUGCCAACUGUCAGAAUGACCUAAGAUUACACUACUUGCUGCAUAAAAAGGACCAGUAAUUUCAAGUCAUCAAAGAGCUUUUUUUUUUUAUAAACAUCUUUUGUUUUGCUUCUGUGGGAGUCAUCAUUUGCACUGUCCUCCUAUUAAGACACCCAUGUCUCCUUAUUGGAAAACCCUUUCCCUGUGUGGCUCUGUAUUACAUAUGCCUGAUCAGGAUCUGUUUAUGUAAUAAAAUGAGUAUGAAACACAA